Molecule: messenger RNA, 6161 nt
Organism: Lethenteron reissneri (Far Eastern brook lamprey)
Lineage: Eukaryota; Metazoa; Chordata; Hyperoartia; Petromyzontiformes; Petromyzontidae
Source: RefSeq, a predicted model, not a curated record
CGCACGAUUCGCCCUUAUUGGCCCCAUAAAGAAACUGGAACCACCGGCGUGGCGGUCAUGCGCGUGUCACGCGUUCGGUCUGGAGCUUCAUGAACCGCGUGGAUGGUGGAGGAGGAGGAGGAGUGGGCCCGCUGGCUCAGAGGCUGCUGAGUGGACGUCGCAUUCGAGCGCUGCACUACGAAGCCGAUGACCCGAGUUCGAUUCCUGGCCACGGCUAAAACCAGUGGGAGCAGGCUGGUUAGCGCUCCUCCUCGUUCUGCGCCGCCACGCCAGACGCCAUGGGCUGUUCUCACAGCACACGCGUGCAUCACAGCAACGGGAGACCCAGAGCCGCUCCGUCGGCUCUCAGAGCGUGGCUCCCAUCACGGGAUCUGUUGACGGAACGCCCGCGCGAAGAGGACCUCGACCUCGAAUCGACCGAGUCCAAAGUGACACAACAAGAACAACAACAACGACGACCCGGCCCGGGCGAGACCCUGGCGGACGUUUGCGCGGCCGAUUCCGAGACGGACGGAUCGCCGCCACUGCGGCCGCUGCCGCCGCCGCUGCCCUCGUCGGGACUCGUUGACCCCGCAGGCGCCGAGCCUCGCUCCUCCGCGGGUGCCGACGGUCGCUCGUCCGCCGGGGACGACGACGACGACGCGAACCUUCGCUCGGACGCGGCGACACGCGACGUCGCGCAGCCCACGUCGGCGGAGGACCUCUGCGACGUUCCCGACCGGGGCUGUCCGCUCCCCGUGGGUCGCUCCCGAAGUUUGUCGGACGACCCGCCGCUGCCGGGGUUCGUGGCGGGCGACGGGACUCCGCGGGCAGGGCUCGCGCAGAGCGGAGGGAACGCGGAGUCGAGCGAGGCGGACCCCCCGGCCGACGCGGAGAGCCUGGCAGGAGCGGCGGCGGAUUCGUCUUCGUUGAUGUGCGUGGGAGACGGGGCCGCUCGCGGAGACGCGGCCGACGGGGUCGAGGCGCGAGAGGGCCACGUGCCGGAGACGGCCACGCCGGGUCUCCCCGUGGACACGGCGCCGGAGGAGUCUCGGGAGGAGGCAGAGACUGCUACGGGCGUCUGUCCAGACUCUUCGUCGGAGGGCAACUGAGAGCAUUGUUGAGUCACAAUUGUCGAGUUUGGCGACGGACGUUUGUCGUUUCGAUCACGGCGCAAGAAGCCCGAAAGCAGCGCAGGGGCGAAGUGAUUCGCCAGAAUUACAACUUCCAAAUUGUAGGAUUUUUUUUUCAUAGGGACAUGAACCCAUACGGACAGUGGGAAAACUCGUCGAAACGAGCGAUUGGUUGGCAGAUGGCUGAAUUUCAAUAUUUUCCAAUCAAUGAAUGACCACACUGCAUUAUAUGAGGGCGUUUGUUUGUCCAUCGAUCCGAUUUUUUAAUCGAGGAGCUAAAACCAGCCCCAAGCACGUGCCGCCCUACGCAAAAAUCCACCCGGAAUCAUAAUAUUUAUUCAUACUGGAGGAAUCCGAUGAGCUAUAAAGCUUUUUUCACACGUGUCCAGGAGGGCCACGUGGCCAGCGCAUUACAUGGGGAGACAGCACCACGGCUGCCACUCCAUCUCGUUUCCCCUCCACACUCGUCGGCCACGAUAAAUCCACUGCUGGGAUGAAGGCCUCCCCCACGCCGUCUCUGACGAGCACUGCGACGUAGCAAUGCACCGGCGCGCUCCAUCUCUCCACGGUGGACGUACCCUCGGACGCGUUCCAAUCCUCGGCUGCCACGCUUCCAUUGUUGUUGUUGUUCAUGCACCAUUCGCCACCAUCCAUUCUUGCGACGAAGAAUUGUAUACAAACAAUAAUUUCACACGUGCCUUUUUAUUACCUAUGUGUGUACUGUAUAUAUGUUGAACUUCUUUCGCACCGUACGUAGCCAACCGCGCUGAUCGGAGGUGGUCAGUGCUGGUUGGUGGAGGGCCCAGGACAAGAUCAGACAUCGCUUGCCACGUGGCAACACGACCACGUGCUAAUCAGACUAAACACAAAAAGUAGUUCAAUCUACGUACGGUGAAGCAUCUGCUACUUAUGGUUGCGAAAUACGUUCGGCAUAUAUAUAAAGUGUCCACUUCGUGUGCACGUGAAAGGGUGCUCACAGCAUGUCCCGAUUAUUGGGCUGUGGUAGACAUGCACGUGCACCUCCAAUGAGCACCGUUGGCUACGUACGGUGCGAAAGAAGUUCAACAUGCGCACUUACGCAGCCUGUGCGGUCUUAGUCGGGCGUUUCGUGGGAUCCUACCCAGUCCAAUGCCUGAUUCACAAGUUGUGUUUGGCCAAGCGCAGGGAACCACACGCAAGCGCAACAUUUAAAUGGCACUCGGUGCAUUGAGGAGGAUCCUGCUGAUGUAGAAUGUGUAGCGUGUGUGUGUCGCGUGUGUGUGUCGCGUGUGUGUGUGUCGCGUGAGUGUGUGUCGUGUGUGUGUGUAGCGUGUGUGUGUGUCGUGUGUAGCGUGUGUAUGUAGCGUGUGUGUGUGUCGUGUGUAGCGUGUGUGUGUAUAGCGUGUGUGUGUGUGUGUAGCGUGUGUGUGUCGCGUGUGUGUAGUGAGUGUGUGUAGUGAGUGUGUGUAGUGUGUAUGUAGCGUGUGUGUGUAGUAUGUGUCGUGUGUGUGUGUAGCGUGUGUGAGUGUGUGUAGUGUGUGUGUGUGGUGUGUGUCGCGUGUGUGGCGUGUGUGUGUGUCGUGUGUGUGUAGCGUGUGUGUGUAGUAUGUGUCGUGUGUGUUUGGUGAGAACUCAACCAAGGUAGUGUAGCGGUUCGCGUGCUUCGCUUCGAACUCGACGAUUAUCUGAACCGGACUUGGACAUCCCCUAGGUCGACUCUGCCUCAAAUGAGUACCUGGUGUGGUGUGUAUUAAACAUCGCCACUGGGAAGAUAAAGGCGGCCAGGCGCGGUAUUGGACACCCACCCCCUCGUGUGCCUUGCCAGACUUAAUAGGUGCUCGCUAACAGCACUUGACCCACUAGUCUGUGAAGGCUAUAUGGGGGAUCUUUGUCUUUGAUGAGAACUCAUGGCAAGUAAGGCAGCAACAAGGAUGAGUAAUCAUGUUCACUGUGAAGAAGGCUGCCAAUGCGAUGCCUUUAAACAAAGCUGGAACACUGCAUUUUAGUUUGUAGUGGCCCAGUGUAUAGGAUGUUGGAUGUAUAAUAUCAUACGUGAUGAGUUGCAUUAUUAUUGUUUAGUUUUUGCAAACAAAAAUAUAUCACGCAUUUAUAUCAGAGUGCUUGUUAGUGAUCUGAUUGCGCCUUAGGCCUAUAGUAUGACAAAAAUAACGGAGCCCAAAUAUUUUUUCUGAACUACAAUCCUAAGUCACGGUUUUUGUUUGGCUCGGGUCAAAAGGUCAUAGGUUGCACAUAGCAUCGUACGCACUACCACCGGUUCCUGGUUCGCGCCGCGACUCAACUCCGCACGAUGAGAGCUACUGAAUUAAAAUCUACGACAGAUAUUACUCCAAGUGCCGUGACUGACGGAACGACUCGUCGACGGACAACGGGAAGUUUCUCGCAAUGCGUGUGACAGCGCUGUAAAGUGAGCGCCCUCCAUUCACCGCCGGAUGACGGCCCGUACGCGGCACCGAACGCAUAAAUAAAUGGUGGCAGUAAAUAAAUAAAUAGCGGCUUGAACGCCUUGCUCAUGGCAGGGGCCACGACCGAUCAUUCAUCCGGGCCCAAUCCAUCCAUUAUUCACCAGAAGCCACUCGGCCCUGAAACCGACAGAUGCGUGGGGUUAGUGGCUUCACGUGAAACCACGGACGGAAAAUAAAUAACUCGACGCGUCCGUUUUGCAAAAAAAGACUAAUUUGAAGAAGCAAAAAGAAAACCCACGCGCCGAUAUUCUUUGGGUCUUUCGGUAAAGUCACGUAGAUGGUUCAAAGUAGUUUUUUGUUAUUUUUUCUUAUUUUCUUUGAACCAUCUAUUUGACUUUACCGAAAAACCCAAAGAAUAUGAAUUCCUGCGGUCGCGAAAGCUUUAAGUCAACAUUUCCACGCGCACGAUUCCAUGGAAAAACUUCAAUUUUGCAACGUGGCCAGCAGCAACAGCAACAGCAGCAAAGUCAGCCUUUGGCCAAACACCGGAGGGAAAUUCUAAAGCAACAAAUUCGCGAACCCGUCAAGGCGGCCGCCUCGGCCGUACGGCGGCAAAGUUUUCUCAACCGCUUCGCUGCUCAAGUGGCGAGCCGACAGCGUCAAGUGGGCUGUGUGCGUCUGUAGGCGGGCUAUUUGGGGCGAGUGGAGAGAGAAGGGGAAGAGGUUAGUGGGGGGAGGUCUCAUAUUCACUCUCAAGACUCUCGCAUCAAGCGGCGACCUGGAAGAGGACCGGUCAGGCGUUACAAUGAGAAUAAUAGAGACGGGGGGACUCGAUGGAAAGUUGCGUGGGCUUUUAUUCCUGUUAUUUACAUGCAAUUUUUGUUUUCAAAAGGCAAUUGGUUUCGUUUGUUCGCGUUACACGCACCACAAGGGAAACACAAAACGCUCCUCCGCGGUUGCGAUGCCCUGUGCGAUUUUUUUGGAAACGAUCGCGUAGACGUCCUCGCAGCCGGUGAGGCCGUUUUCGAUGGCUUUUUAGCGUCGCGCUCCCCAAGUUGAAGUGAAUUGUUUGGCUCGCCGAUUUCGGCGAUCGUAUAUACCACUUGACACACUCCUCUCGAGAUGGCACUUUAUUGAAGACACGCUCGCUUGACAUCAGGCGGAGACCCCCACUGCAACAGCCCCGAGUCUCCCGUGCAUCUUACUUUUAUAUCACUACGAGGCCACGCCUCCCUUCUCGAACCUUCUUGCUGCCUCUGGACGCUCGCUCCACCGGCAGACUCCACCGUCCUCUUCCGUCGCCUGUCCACGCUCCCUUCUCGAACAUUCCCGUAGCCACCAGUCCCUUCGCACUCACAGCUGACUCCCCUGUCAUUACCUCCCGUGGCCACCAGUCCCUUCGCACUCACAGCUGACUCCCCUGUCAUUACCUCCCGUGGUCACCAGUCCCUUCGCACUCACAACUGACUCCCCUGUCAUUACCUCCCGUGGCCACUAGUCCUUUCGCACUGCAGGCUGACUCCCCUGUCAUUACCUGCCGUGGCCACUAGUCCACUCACACCGCGUGUAGACUCGACUGUCAUUACACGUGUGAGGGUUUAUUUAACACGCUAGAGUCUGUGAUGCUAAGCUGGUCUGGUCGGCCUCCACGAUCGCAAAGGGCGCCACAGUGGCGAGAUCUUAACUACCUUCGCCUGGUAUACAGGAGGUCGUGGGUUCGAUACCGACCCUGCUGUGUAAUUGGAGUUUGUAUUUUCUCCCUGUCCUCCGGUCCCCCCCCCCCCCCCCCCACAUGUCGAAACGUGCGUUGAGAGGAUUUGGCUGCUGCUGUACGAUUCCACGCGAUAAGCCACUUCGUAGAGCUAUCAUUUGUGGCCAGGUCGCUUCUGAAAAUAGAGCUACACAGCUCAGUGGGCCUUACCUGGUUAAAAUAUAAAAAACAGUUAAAUAGCAAGUGACAUGAACAGCGCAGUUAGUACAGCGGCACGUGCCGAGAUAAUUAAUUCUUGGACAGUUUUUUUCUGAGCUUCGACGAAUAGUCCUUAGGGGACUGUUCAGAAAAGCCUCAAACGCCGUCCGCGAAAUCAAAGCGCGUGGGGUAAGACGGCGUGUAGAUGCCACGCCAUAACUACACUCGGUCACGCUGCAGCCUUGCUGCAUUGCUUCGAGGGUGAAUUUACAAUCGCCACGCAUGACGGUGUUUCUGCGAUGACGCGUGGAGUUCGAGUAUUCGGAUUAAUUACGCCGGUCGCACCCAGCGACUGGCCAGUACUAAAACUGAAACUCUCCAAAAGUGCAACUCGGCAUUGCGGUCCCGAUCACCCUUUGGCCGAAUUCUCGUGUCAGAUUCAGUUCAUUUACGAUGCCGAUUAUGAUGUGAAUUUAAUGUCGCCUGUAAACAGACACGUGCGCGUGUGUGUGCGUUUGUGUAUCGAGCGCGUCAAAAAUGUACAUUUGAUAAAGUUUAACUAUUCUUAGUGUCUUAGUUAUUUUUUUAACUGAUAAAGCGACGAAAACUUGAUCAAUACAAACACAGGUGGUGUACGUCCGCCAGCGUCUAUAUAGUGAAUGUUUCUACACUUUAACGCUUUGCUGUUUUUAUCACAGUUUGCACAAUAAUUUUAACAAGUACUUAUUUAAUAAUAAA